CUACCUACACUACAGGGAUGCUGGCCUGGAGGGAAGGACUAGGAGGCCCCAGAUGAGGGUCCAGCUGGCCCCUGGUCCUUGCAAGGCUGCAGCAAGAGUGUGAUAGGCACUGAAGCUGGAGCAGGGUCUGGACACAGCAGUGGGGACUGUGAUCCCUGGGCUGGGCUCCACAGCCUUGGACACUGUCCAGCCCCUGCCAUGUGGGGUCCCCCUGGCUGGGAUGGGCAGUGGGGCAGGCUGGCCUCUCAGAGGUCUGGGAUCCUCAGCCUCCCACUGCCUCCUGGGCAGCAGUGACUGGCCCCUCCUCUCCCUUCCUCCCCCACCCCACACCCCCUCCCUGAAUCAUAAAACCAGACCCCAGUCCUGACUAUUUCUCAAUCCCUAAAAGCCCAGUUCCUGUGGGCAGCACUCGAUGCGCCUGCCCCUCUCCUUUCCGCACUUCAAGGGAAAGACGAGAUCUUGCAUAAGGUCCCCUGUGUCUGCCUUCCACCAGGGAAGCCUGACAUGGAGCCUCUCCGCCUGCUCAUCCUGGUGGCCGUCACAGAGCUGUCCCGAGCCCACAACACCACCGUAUUCCAGGGCAUGGCAGGCCGGUCCCUGCAGGUCUCCUGCCCCUACAACUCCUUGAAGCACUGGGGCAGACGCAAAGCCUGGUGCCGCCAGCUGGAUGAAGAGGGCACGUGCCAGCGGGUCGUCAGCACCCACCGCUCGUGGCUGCUGUCUUUCCUGAAGAGGUGGAAUGGGAGCACGGCUAUCGUGGAUGAUGCCCUGGGGGGCACGCUCACCAUUACGCUGCGGAAUCUUCAAGCCCAUGACGCCGGCCUCUACCAGUGCCAGAGUCUCUAUGGUGAUGAGGCCGACACCCUCAGGAAGGUCCUGGUGGAGGUGCUGGCCGACCCCCUUGAUCACCUGGACCCUGGAGGUCUCUGGAUCCCUGAAGAGUCCAAGAGCUUCGAGGAUGCCCAGGUGGAACGCAGCAUGUCCAGCUGCUGCUCCAAGACUCCUGAAUGGUCAGCCUCCCAUCCCUUCCCUGGCCACCCUUGGACAUCCCCACAAUUCAGCAAUAAUAAGGGUUUUAGGACAAAACUGGGACCCCACUCCCAUACCUGCUCCUUUGGUAGGAUCAGCUCUGAUUGGUUCAUUCCCGUGUACUGGUGUUAAAAUACUGUUAGUAUAACCAUGGAGUGCACAUGUGCACACACACACACACACACACACCCCAGACUAUACUAUUAGGCACAGCAGGAAACUGCCCAGCAAGGGAAGGUGAUGUGUUUAAACGCACUCAGCAGGUAGAUCCGUACCUAGAACUCAGGUCUCCUGACUACAGUCUCCCUCAAGCCUCAUCCCAGGGAUGGUGCUGGGUGGGGAGCUAUUCUAAGGCCCCUGAAAGCACCUGGUAUCUCCCCGGUCCUUCUCGGUGGGCAGACUCCAGUGUGUAGGCCACCCCAAGGUCUCCCUCAUGUCCUCCUUGUGUC
Messenger RNA from Neofelis nebulosa (Clouded leopard), 1478 nucleotides. RefSeq names its product triggering receptor expressed on myeloid cells 2 (gene TREM2). The transcript is spliced from 4 exons. Gene Ontology annotation, cellular component: cell surface. NCBI's taxonomy places the organism in Eukaryota, Metazoa, Chordata, Mammalia, Carnivora, Felidae. The record is from RefSeq and is a predicted model, not a curated record. Bases 505 to 1161 code for a protein of 218 amino acids. Gene Ontology annotation, molecular function: signaling receptor activity.